AUGAGCGAAGUACAAUACACAUUUGAUGACGUAGAACCCGUCAAGAUCAAUACUGAAGAACCCCAAUUAUGUCAAAUCCUUUACGAUGAAGAAUAUAAAACUACCAUGGGAUUACUUCUAGCACUUUUACAGAACGAAGAGUAUUCUGAUAGAGCCUUAUAUCUCACCCAAAAGGGUAUCGAGUUACUUGCAUCUCAUUACACUAUCUGGAUAUACAGAUAUGAUAUAUUACUCCAUUUAAAUAAGGACUUAUUUGAAGAGUUAGACUGGUGUGAACAAGUAGCGUUGGAGAAUGAAAAGAAUUAUCAAAUUUGGAAUUAUCGACAAUUAAUAAUUGAGAGAAUCUUAGCUACAACCACUGAAACUAGUAGAAAAUAUGAACCUCAUCGUGAAUUUCCUAUCUUGGAAGCUAUGUUAGAUUCAGAUCCUAAGAAUCAUCACGUUUGGUCAUACCGUAAAUGGUUAGUUGAAAAAUUUCAAUUAUUCAGAGAUCCUAAGGAAUUAGAGUAUGUUGAAAAGAUUAUAUUAUCUGAUUUAAGAAAUAAUUCAGCUUGGAGUCAUAGAUAUUUCCUUUAUUUUUCCAAUCCGGAAUUAAUUACAUCUGAAAUAGUAGAUUCUGAAAUUCAAUUUGUGAAAGCAUUAAUUCAGCAAUCACCUCAAAACCCAUCUAGUUGGAAUUAUUUAUUAGGGAUUUACAAAUCUCAGAAACUUAAUAUUGCUGAAUUAGAAAGCUUUUGUUUGCAAUUCAUUGUUCUUGAUGAGUUGAAAUUACAAGAUGAAGAGUUCAACGGGGUUAAAAGUUUAUAUGCAUUAGAGACAUUAGCAAAGAUAAAUUUGAAGAACAAGAAGUACAAUGAUUCGAUUAAGAUUUACGAUUUGUUAGGAUCGCAGUAUGACAAAAUAAGAGUAAAUUACUGGAAUUUUGAAAAGAAAAAGGUACAAACGAUAUUAACUAGCAUAUAA
This is a messenger RNA of Scheffersomyces amazonensis, 963 nucleotides long. It is a transcript of the gene RAM2, whose product is annotated as bifunctional protein farnesyltransferase/protein geranylgeranyltransferase. Gene Ontology annotation, biological process: protein geranylgeranylation; protein farnesylation. Lineage: Eukaryota; Fungi; Ascomycota; Pichiomycetes; Serinales; Debaryomycetaceae. Bases 1 to 963 code for a protein of 320 amino acids. The record is from RefSeq and is a predicted model, not a curated record. Gene Ontology annotation, molecular function: CAAX-protein geranylgeranyltransferase activity; protein farnesyltransferase activity. The transcript has a single exon. Gene Ontology annotation, cellular component: cytoplasm; CAAX-protein geranylgeranyltransferase complex; protein farnesyltransferase complex.